This is a messenger RNA of Pipistrellus kuhlii (Kuhl's pipistrelle), 895 nucleotides long. RefSeq names its product cytidine deaminase-like. Gene Ontology annotation, molecular function: cytidine deaminase activity; zinc ion binding. The record is from RefSeq and is a predicted model, not a curated record. The transcript has a single exon. Gene Ontology annotation, cellular component: cytosol. The coding region runs from base 25 to 414 and encodes 129 amino acids. NCBI's taxonomy places the organism in Eukaryota, Metazoa, Chordata, Mammalia, Chiroptera, Vespertilionidae.
CUGCUCCGCAAACCCUGGCCCGCCAUGGCCCAGGAGCAUCCCGCCCGCGUCCUGGACCCCGAGGACGUCCGGCGGCUGCUGUGUUGCUCGCAGGAGGCCAAGAGGUCCGAGUACUGUCCCUACAGCCACUUCCCCGCGGGGGCCGCCCUGCUCACCUGGGACGGGAAGGUCUUCUCCGGGUGCAACAUAGAAAAUGCCUGCUACCCGCUGGGCAUCUGUGCUGAGCGGACCGCUAUCCAGAAGGCCAUCUCAGAAGGAUACAAGGAUUUCAGGGCAAUUGCUAUUGCCAGUGACUUGCAAGAUGAUUUCAUCCCACUGUGUGGGGCCUGCAGGCAAGUCAUGAGAGAGUUUGGCUCCAGCUGGGCUGUCUACAUGACCAAGCAGGAUGGCACCUAUGUUGUCAGGACAGUCUAGGAGCUGCUGCCUGCCUCCUUUGGGCCUGAGGACCUGCAGAAGAUCCAGUGAAGGAUGGAGAACGCCCACCGCCUGGGAGAGCCUGGCUUCCCACAAUGCUUCAGGAGGCAGGCGAGGGGAUGCCUCGUGAAGACCUUCUCACGGACCUGAGGCGCCUGCCGAAUGGGCUUCGAGCCCACAGGGCUGGGCAGAGAUGACUUUUGCGAAUGAUCCUCAAGUCUUUUACUGAAAUGACAGAGGGUCUCACACCAGCCUGGGUCAUGGCUCCACCCUGUAGCCCACCUGCCACCCAGACCAGAGAAACCCAUGCCUUCCCCUCCUUCCUGUGGGCCCUCUUUAAAAUCCAGACCAAAUACCAAAACCAGUUUGGCUCAGUGGAUAGAGCGUCAGCCUGCGUACUGAAGGGUCUGGGUUCGAUUCCGGUCAAGGAUAUGUACCUUGGUUGUGGGCACAUCCCCAGCAGGGGGCAUACAGGAGGCAG